AUGAGCACCCAGUCUAGUGGGGUUGAUCGUCUCACGGAACUCCUUGACAAAUUGAAUAGUUUCGGUCAACGUCCUACGCCUGAGCAAAAGUAUAACAGAUUUGUCGCUGAGAGGAGAGAACUACGUGAUCGGGAAAUCGCCCUACAAGAGGAAGUACGAGUUCGAAAUCUCGCUCGGCUAGCGACACGAGAGCUCAUUGAGGAACAGGCGCGUCGUCGACUCGAACUCAUUGGAAUACGACCACCUGCGCCAAAACCGAAAGUUAAAGACGAAUUCCCACGGUUGUCCGAUGAAGCAGUAGCACUUUGCGACCGUGUUUGGAACAGACGGCUUCCACAAACGGAAGAGUUCAGUGAAGGAUUCGGGAUCAAGCUCACCCGAAAAGACCUCUCUACUCUUUGCGGAUUGGACUGGCUGAACGAUGAAGUAAUAAAUUUCUAUCUACAGUUGGUCUGCCAACGGAGUAACGAAACAAAAGGACUCCCUAAGGCAUACGCAUUCAAUACGUUCUUCUAUGUGAAUAUUUCUACGAAAGGUUACGCAUCUGUGAAAAGAUGGACGCGCAAGGUGGACAUUUUCGCGCAUGAUCUGCUACUUGUCCCUAUACAUCUAAAUGUUCACUGGUGUAUGGCGGUUAUUGAUCUGGCUGAGAAGCGCAUUGACUACUAUGACUCGUUAUGCGGAAGAAAUCCAAAGUGUUUGGAAUAUCUGAAGCGAUAUCUGGUGGAAGAGAGCAAUGACAAGAAAAAGCAGAACUUCAGUUUUGAUGGAUGGGAUUUCAAUAUGCGUUCGGUGAGUGUUUAUUAA
Messenger RNA from Cooperia oncophora, 807 nucleotides. The record is from the annotation of a GenBank genome assembly. NCBI's taxonomy places the organism in Eukaryota, Metazoa, Nematoda, Chromadorea, Rhabditida, Trichostrongylidae.